UAACGUCACCUCCUUCUCCUUCUUAUCCUCACUGUAAACAAUCUCCUCCACCCUCCGCUCGACAGAAAACCCACUCGCACCAUGUCGCCGCGGAGCCGCAAAUCAAGGCCGUGACACGCGCUCGCGCUGGACAGAAAUAAAACCACACCCCUAAAAAAAGAAAAAAGAAACCCCACUUCCUGAUGUUUGAUUUUUGAAACCGUCCGAUAUCAAAACACGGGGAGCCGCUGCCUCUCCCUCUCGCCGACGAUGCAAACGGUACAGCUCGCGCGCAGCUCUCGGGUGAAGCAGAAUCGACGACCGUCGUCAACUGGUUGGAACUUGUGCCAUUGAUUUCACAGCGGACGUUUGUUGUUGUUGUUAUUAUUGUUGUUACGUUUCUCAAACAGGACGAGGAGCACGUCGUUCGCUCAUGUGAACAGCUGUUAGCUCGUCAGUUAGCCGCCGCCGCUGCUGCUGUGGUUGUUGUUGUUGUUGUUGUUGUUGUUGUUGUUGACCCUCGUAAGUGGCGCAGGUGCGCUAGCACGCUUCAUAACCGGGUAAUAGCCCCUGAAUGGGGUGGAGCUGCCGUUAGUGCCGCGCGGAGGAUAACGUCAGGUACCAGUUCCGGUUCAGGGGAGACGGUGUCGGACAAAAUGGUGUUACGGAGCUGCUGGAAGUCUCGUCAUAAAAACAGACCCGGAACCGGACCCGGACCCGGACCCUCUGCCGCCGCUCGUGGGGUCCGAGCCGGAUCCGCAGCCCUGCUCUGGUUGUGCGUGACCCAGUUCGCGUGCGCCGGCGGGGAGCUCGCGGAGAUCACGAAGGUGGUCCAGAAAGAUGCCGAGUUCGACGUCACCUACAACGACACGGUCACGAGCGAGAACCAGACCAUCUAUGCGUUCAACCACACCGUCUCCAGGAACAGGACGGAGGGGGUGCGCGUGUCCGUGGACGUGUUGUCGCAGGGGUUCGAGAGUCCCAUCCUGUUUGUGGUGCGACAGAAGCAAGCGGUGCUGUCCUUUCAGAUCCCCCUCAUCUUGAGAGGCCUCUACCAGAGGAAGUACCCGUACAACCAUGUGGGCCGGACGUUGUGCCAGCCUCCGACCCGGGCCGCCUCGGAGACCCAGUACUUCUUCGUGGACGUGUCCACCUUGUCCAGCCAGGGGACGAACUACCAGCUCAGGGUCAGCCGCGUAGAGAGCUUCACCCUGCACACGGACAAGAAAUUCAGCUUCACGGCGUCGCCGUCCCAGCCUCAGUACUUCAAGUACGACUUCCCGGACGGGGUGGACACUGUGAUCGUCAAGGUCAACUCGGACGCGACCUUUCCCUGCUCUGUCAUGUCCAUCCAGGACAUCCAGUGCCCCGUCUACGACCUCGACAACAACGUGGCCUUCAUCGGGAUGUACCAGACUAUGACCAAAAAAGGCGCGAUCACCGUGCAGAGAAAAGAUUUCCCCAGCAACAGCUUCUACGUGGUGGUGGUGGUGAAGACGGAGGACGAGGCGUGCGGCGGCCCGCUGCGCUUCUACCCUCUCUGGCCGGACGAGCUCAUCAACGCCGGCAACCGCAGCAAGUUCAUCGACGUGAUCGUCACACCCGCGAUCAAAUCGGAGGUGUAUGUGAUGGGCAUGCUGUUCUGUCUGGGGAUCUUCCUCUCCUUCUACCUGCUCACCUUGCUCAUGACCUGCCUGGAGAACAAGCGAAUGAAGAAGAAGACAGAGGUGUUUCAGAUUCCUGCCGACAUGUCGCCCGCCGAGACAGCCUCUCUGCUCGGGAAGAACGGAGACGCCAAAACUCCAGCCUCGCCGUAUGAAUACGGCUCCUUUGCCGACAACUGCAGCACGCUGAGUUCAGAGGCCAUCACGGACAGCGCCACGUCCACUGACAACAACUACGGAUACGCCGGACAGGAGCCUUUCAAACGUCGGCCGAUCCUCAAUCGCCUUCAUCACAUAGCCAUCUGUAUUGAGCGAUCGCUGGACAGUGUCGGGCGAAGCCGGCACGAGUCUCUGAGCUCCGUGGAGGAGGACGACUACGACACGCUGGACGACAUCAACUCGGACAAAAACAUCGUCCGCACCAAGAAAUAUUUAUAUGUGGCCGACCUGUCCCGCAAAGACAAGCGGAUCCUCAGCAAGAAAUACCAAAUCUACUUCUGGAACAUCGCCACUAUCGCCGUGUUCUACGCGCUGCCGGUCGUCCAGCUUGUCAUCACCUAUCAGACGGUGGUCAACGUCACAGGAAACCAGGACAUCUGCUUCUACAACUUCCUGUGUGCCCACCCUCUGGGGGCCCUGAGUGCGUUCAACAACAUCCUCAGUAACCUCGGUUACGUGCUGCUGGGACUCCUCUUCCUCCUCAUCGUCCUCAAAAGAGAUAUCAUCCACCAGCGGGCGCUGGUCCGCAACGACUUCAACGCGCUGGAAUGUGGCAUCCCAAAGCACUUUGGGCUCUAUUACGCCAUGGGAACCGCCCUGAUGAUGGAGGGCUUGCUGAGCGCCUGCUACCACGUCUGUCCCAACUACACCAACUUCCAAUUCGACACCUCCUUCAUGUACAUGAUUGCGGGACUGUGCAUGUUGAAGUUGUACCAGAAGAGGCACCCCGACAUCAACGCGAGUGCUUACACUGCGUACGCCUGCCUGGCUGGGGUCAUCUUCUUUUCUGUGCUGGGAGUGGUUUUUGGGAAAGGAAACACCGUCUUCUGGAUCGUUUUCUCGGUGAUCCACAUUCUGGCCACGAUGCUCCUCAGCACGCAGCUCUACUACAUGGGCCGAUGGCGGCUGGACUCCGGGAUCCUGCGCAGGAUUCUGAACGUCAUCGACACGGACUGCAUCCGGCAGUGCAGCGGACCCAUGUACAUUGACCGGAUGGUUCUGCUCGUGAUGGGGAACAUCGUCAACUGGUCCCUAGCCGCCUACGGCCUCAUAGAGAGACCCAAUGACUUCGCUUCCUACCUGUUGGCCAUCGCCAUCUGCAACCUGCUGCUCUACUUCGCCUUCUACAUCAUCAUGAAGCUGCGGAGCGGUGAGAGAAUCCAGUGUAUGGCGUUGGUGUGUAUUCUGUUCACAGCCGUGGUGUGGGGCUUUGCACUGUAUUUCUUCUUCCAGGGUCUCAGCACCUGGCAGAAAACACCGGCGGAGUCUCGUGAGCACAACAGGGACUGCAUCCUGCUGUCGUUCUUCGACGACCACGACAUUUGGCACUUCCUCUCCUCCAUCGCCAUGUUCGGAUCCUUCCUGGUCCUCAUGACCAUGGACGACGACCUCGACGGCAUCCAGAGAGACAAGAUCUUCGCCUUCUAGACAUGCAAGAUCUCCCGUGGCGAGCUCGGCUCUUCCUCUCUGCCUUAUCGACCCUUGUCUUCACGUCUCCGUCCAUCUUCUAAACAAGCGCAGCCAGUAGCCUGUUUUUUUUUUUUUUUUCUCAGGCCAUACGGCGGGCACCUCUCUGCCCGUCGCAGCCAAUCGGUGGAGGAGCGGUAGCCCCUCCCCGCACCUGUACGGACACACACGCGUGCCAAUGAAGACGUCCUCUCGCUGCCAUCAUCAAUAUAACUGUUGUCAUAAGCUGGAGAUAACAACAUACACACAUGCGCUCAAUAAAUUAAAAAAAAUAUAUAAGAAUUAACUUAUUUUAUACUGUCUGCAUUUACAUUUGACCUGCAAGUCAGCAAUGCAUUUUGAAAUGUUUUUAUGCUGUUUAUAUGCUGUGUGUGUGUGUGUGUGUGUGUGUUUACAAACAUUAAUGUGAGAACAUGAAUUCUGUCCAGUGUGUCAGUGGCCUUUUACUGUUCUCAUCAUGUCACAUACUGUGCUCUGAUUGGUCAGAUCCUCGAGCUAGCCGUCCUUCUCAAUGGAGAAUAUUGUAUUAUAUUAUAAUGAUGAUGAUGAUGAUUGUAUUUACUUCGUCUGUCCUAGUCUGAACGCGAAGAUAAUUUCUGCACUCUACUGUAUGGGAAAAAAAAAAGUGUCUGAUUUUAAUGUCAAACAUUGCAAUGAGCGGUUGCUGAAUAAAAGGUCUUGUUUCUCA
This is a messenger RNA of Cyclopterus lumpus (lumpfish), 4017 nucleotides long. RefSeq names its product SID1 transmembrane family, member 2 (gene sidt2). Gene Ontology annotation, cellular component: membrane. NCBI's taxonomy places the organism in Eukaryota, Metazoa, Chordata, Actinopteri, Perciformes, Cyclopteridae. The record is from RefSeq and is a predicted model, not a curated record. The coding region runs from base 636 to 3290 and encodes 884 amino acids. The transcript has 26 exons.